Molecule: messenger RNA, 1462 nt
Organism: Dipodomys ordii (Ord's kangaroo rat)
Lineage: Eukaryota; Metazoa; Chordata; Mammalia; Rodentia; Heteromyidae
Gene: Afmid
Product: arylformamidase
Exons: 11
Coding region: 58-999 (313 amino acids)
Molecular function (GO): arylformamidase activity
Source: RefSeq, a predicted model, not a curated record
CCCGCCCCUCGCCCCGGGUAGGAGCGGGGCGCGCGUGAGUCGGCCGCCGCAGGCAGCAUGGACGCGCCCUGGAGGGUCCUGUCCGCCGAGGAGCUGGAGAAGCAGUACUCGCCCAGCGAGUGGGUGGUCCGCCGGGGAGCCCAGGAAGCCCUGCAGACCUACUUACAGAUGGGAAGCGAAGCCACCAGCAAAGCCCGGGCCACCAGGAAGAGCCAGCUGGACGUCCCCUAUGGAGAUGGGGAAGGGGAGAAAGUAGACAUUUACUUUCCUGAUGCGGCAUCUGAAGCUUUGCCUUUCUUUGUGUUUUUUCAUGGAGGAUACUGGCAGAGUGGAAGUAAAGACCAGUCUGCCUUCAUGGUCAACCCACUGACAGCACAUGGGGUGGCCGUGGUCAUCGUGGCUUAUGACAUUGCCCCCAAAGGCACCAUAGACAAGAUGGUGGAUCAGGUGGCCCGCAGCAUCGCCUUCGUGCAGAAGAGCUUUCCAGAGAACAAAGGCCUUUUCCUGUGUGGACACUCAGCGGGGGCUCAGCUGGCUGCCAUGAUGCUCUUGGUUAACUGGUCCAAGCAUGGAGUCACACCCAGUCUCAAAGGGUUUUUCCUGAUGAGUGGAAUCUAUGAUCUGGAACCUCUCCUGUCCACCUCCCAGAAUGCCCCUCUCCACAUGACACCGGAGGAUGCUCGGAGGAACAGCCCACAGCGGCACCUGGAGGCGGCCCCGGUGGAGCCUGGGAAUUCUGCCUGCCCCGUGCUGGUGAUUGUGGGUCAGCACGACUCCCCAGAAUUCCACCGACAGUCCUGGGAGUUCUAUGAGACACUGUGCCAAACAGGGUGGAAAGCCUCAUUUGAAGAACUGCCCAGCGUGGAUCACUUCGAAAUCAUUUGGAAUCUGACCCGGGAGGAGGACAGACUCAACCAGGUAGGGCCAGGCCCUCCCACAGUGACAGCAAAGGGCCCCAUCUCCAAAGUUAAAGAUCAUUCUGAAAACCAUCUUCAGUAGGGCUGCAAGCCCUCUGCUCCCCAGAAAGCCUUUGGAGGUAAAGGGACAGCACUGACCUGCGCACCUGGCUCUGAGGGCCUGCUCCCUGCUGUGAAUGUGGCUAAUGUUCUUCCAAGUUCCCCUGGCCCCAGCCUUGAAGAAGCUUCAGGCAAUAUCCACAGUUCAAGCUGAGAUGCCUGAGGCCACCACUUGGCCAUGUCUGGCCCCUCUGCCUACUGACAGGGUGUGACAAAAUGACUUCUCUCUGGAGUGACUUGUGGAAGCUAUGAAUACCAAAAACGGAGCUGCUGGGGCCAGGAAGAGGAAGAGUGUUUGCUCAGCAUAUGUGAGGCCAAGUUCCAUCUCCAGCACUGGGGGAAAAAAGUAAAUAAGGAGCAUUAAGCUAGGAACUGGUUGCUGAUGCCUUGAUCCUAGCUACUGAGGAGUCUGAGAUUUGAGGAUCAUGGUUUGAAACCAGCCUAGG